AUGCUGAAUAACUAAAAUGAUUAUAAAGUUAUUAAAUACAAAAAUAAAUUUGGUGAGGAUUGCGAACUAAGGCCAAGUGAAGAGUAAUUGAAAAUUAUUACAUCAGAAUUAAGGCAAGAUCAAAAGAUUAUUGCGUGUGCUGGUUCUGGAAAAACUACUACUUUAGUUGCUAGACUUAAAUAUUUGAUAGAUCACGGUGUUUCACCUGAAUCAAUCAUCAUUAGUACUUUCAAUGUAGAAGCUGGAAGAAAUAUUCAAAGUAGAGCGAUGGAAUUGAUUGGAGAAUAAUCUGCUAAAAAAUUAGAUAUUGGAAAUAUUGAUAAAAUAGCUUUCCGUCUUUAUUUUUAAUAUAUAAAAAAUAGCUAAAAUGCUUAGUUUAAGCAGUUUGGGCUUAGUGUGAAAGAGUAUUGUUAUGAAUUAUUUAAGUUUUUAUAAACAAGAGAUGGAAUAAAAUAUGUUUUAGACAGAUAUAAAUAUUUCUUUUUUGAUGAGUUUUAAGAUGUUAAUUAACUACAAUAUGAUAUAUUGAUGCUAUUUAAAAAGCAUGGAUGCUUCUUAGUUGUUAUAGGGGAUGAUGCUUAAAAUAUAUAUGGAUGGAGAGAUUCGAGAAUAGAUAUUAUAUAAACAAGAAUCGAUGAGGAUAUUAAAAAGUUUUAGGGAGCUCACAUUAAAACAUAUAUGCUUUCUACUAACUAUAGAUGCUCAAAACCUAUCACUUUAUUUUCUAAUUCUAUUAUAGCUACUUCUAAAAAUUUGAUUUAAAAAAGUAUGAGAUAUUUAGUCAAAGAAGAAGGAGUGAUUGAACUUAAACCAUACUUGUAAUGCUUUAAAGGAUUAUAUAAUUAGAAUGAAGAAAUAAUCUCUCAGAUAAAAAGUAAACUUAAAAGAUAUUAACUAAAAGAUAUAGCUAUAUUAUGCUCAACAAAUUAGCCACUCAAGUUUUUUGAAGAGGCUCUUGAAAAGCAUAACGAAAAAAGCAGUUUAAAACUGAAUUAUAUGAGUAUGAUAGGCAAUAACUCCAGUAUUUAUGGAGGUAAAACCAACUAAAGCGAACUAUUAAAAUAAGAUAGAAUUACUUUAAGCACUAUACAUAGGGCAAAAGGUCUCGAAUGGAAAGUGGUAUUUUUCAUUGGUGUAAAUGAUGAGUUUUUUCCUAAUAACUUCCUAAGAGAUCCUUCCAACUCUCUUACCAGAUUAGAAGAAUGUAGAAGAUUGUUUUAUGUAGGAGCUACAAGAGCCAUAAAUGAACUUUAUUUCGCUAUGGUUAAAAAUAAUAAAUGUCAUAAAGUAUGUAGAUUUUUUAGUGGAAUCAAUGCAGAAUUAUAUGAAAGAGAUAUAGAUAUUACAGAUAAUGAUAUGAUAGUCGAAGAAGAAAAUAUAAAAAAGGAUUUUGAAAGAGAUGUCUAAGUGACUAAAAUCAUAGAGCAGAUGGACCACAAAGAUUUAAGUGAAGCUGAUUAAUUUUUAUAAAAUGUGGAGGAAUUAGAAAUUCGUUAAAUACAUCCAAAGAGCAAUUUAAAUGAAUCUGAAAUAAGAAAUAAUAACUUGUUUGUAGAUUUAGGUUUAUAUAUCGACUUGCUAAUAUAAAGAACUCUUGCAGAAUAGCUCAAUGCUGAAAACGGUUACUCUUAUGAAUAUGCUUAGAUAGUUCUAUUUUCUAUUUUUUGGAGAUCAGAUAAGGCAGAAUUUAUUUCAAAAUAUAGCACUUUUUUUAACAAUAAAAUGCUUGAUUUCUCCGAUAUUGAAGAUGAAGAGGAUUUCAUAGAGGCAUUCAAUUUAUUCUAUAAAUUUGGAAAAGUAGAUAGAAUUUAGUAAAACAUAAAACUCAAUGGAUUUGAAAUUUAAACCCUUAGUACUAUUUACUAAAUAUUGAAAGAGUAUACACAAAAAUACAAUAUAGAAUACAGUGUUAUCACUCACUAAGUCGAGGAAUUAAAUGCCAUAGCUAAAGAGUAUUUUCCUGAAGAUUAUAAUAAAGAACCUUAUAUGAAUAGUUAUAAAAAGUUUAUGAAUCCUUAAUUAAAAUGUAACAAUAUACUUUUUGAUAUUUAUUAAGUCAGUAAAUGUGGUCAGUUAUUUGAUAUGACUAGGAGAGUCCUUUAUAGGAAUGAUUUUUAAACUCUGAACCCUAAAAAUAUUUAAGAUAACUUGAAUAAUUUUGUAAAAUACCUUUAAUCUUUUAACUAUGAGAAGAUAAAAGUAAAAUCAGUCAUAACUCAUGGCUUAAACUUAAAAGGAGAAAUAGAUUUACUAGCAGAUGAUACAAUAUAUGAAAUAAAGGCUUCUUAGUUUUAAUCUAUCUCAAAGGAGUAUAUUCUCUAAGUAAAUACUAAUUUUUUUCUUUUUAUUUUUUAGUUUUUAAAUUUACUUUUUUAGGUUUUAGCCUAUGCAGCUUUGCUUAGGGUUGCACAAAAUGUAGAAGUCAAUCAUAUUGUAUUUUAUAACCCUUUAAUUGGAAAGAUAUAUAAAUAUAGUAUCUCUAAUUGGCCUUAUGCUUAGUAAUACAUUAAAUUCUUAACUGAUAAAUCACUGUAACUAGCUAAUUCAAAGAAAAAAGUACUUGAACAAAGUGAGGCUGAAGAAAAAUAACAACUAGUUAACUUGAAUCAAAAUAAAGCAAAUAAUUCUCAGUAAAAUAAUAACUAAGAUAAGACCUAGGACACAAAUAGUCAAACUACUAAUUUUAAUGAAAUUGGUGAUUUAAUUUAGUAAAAACUUCAGGAGGAAAAAUUAUAGUCGAAGCCAUUAUUUAAUGUAUCUGAAUUCAGCUAACCAUAAAACAGGCCAAGAUCUCUAUUUACAAAACAAACUGUUUCAAUAAAAUCAUCAACUGAAUAAAAAAGCACAAGCACUGUAUCUGGAUAUAGAAAUUAGGUUCCAGAUUAGGGAGAAAACAAAAAGCCAAAAAAUGUUUAUAGAGACUUUAAGAAAUUUGUAAAGAAUGAAUAAAUUGCAUUAUUAAAAUAAAAUAUAAAAUAAACUAAAAUAAUUGUAGAAAGUGAUCAAAGCUCUGAAAACGAUGACAUAGAAGAAUAUUCUUCUCUUAAUAUCAAAAAAAUUAGCAAAAAUUAAAUUUCUAGUUCUAAUCUAUAAAAAAAUGUACUUCCGAAAUCUACUCAGAAUAUUUUAUCAUAAUUAGAUGAUAUUGAAGAAGUUUCUUCCAAAUUUAUAUAAAUAGACUGA
This is a messenger RNA of Tetrahymena thermophila SB210, 3183 nucleotides long. RefSeq names its product UvrD/REP helicase family protein. The transcript has 7 exons. Lineage: Eukaryota; Ciliophora; Oligohymenophorea; Hymenostomatida; Tetrahymenidae. Gene Ontology annotation, biological process: recombinational repair. Gene Ontology annotation, molecular function: ATP binding; 3'-5' DNA helicase activity; hydrolase activity. The record is from RefSeq and is a predicted model, not a curated record.